This is a messenger RNA of Dictyostelium purpureum, 3984 nucleotides long. The record is from the annotation of a RefSeq genome assembly. NCBI's taxonomy places the organism in Eukaryota, Evosea, Eumycetozoa, Dictyosteliales, Dictyosteliaceae.
AUGAAUGCAAACCUUAACGAUCCAGAAUCAUUUGUUAAUGAAAGUGAAGAGCAAAAUAGACUUCGAGGCUACUUUAUCGAUUCCCAAAGAAUGGCCAGAGACAAUGGAAACAAGGCAAAAAGGAUUGGUAUUACUUUUAAGUCGCUUACAGUUGUAGGAAAAGGUGCUGAUGAAUCUAUUAUAAAUGAUAUGUCAAGUCCACUUUUUUCAUUUAUCGAUUUAUUUAAAAAAUCAACUUGGAAAAAAAAAACAUCUCAGUUUGAUAUUCUUCAUGAUAUUACUGGUUUCUGUAAAGAUGGAGAAAUGCUACUUUACUUUGUUCGUGUUCUUUCUAAUCAAACCAAAUCAUAUGUUUCUGUCAAAGGAGAUAUUACCUAUGGUGGAAUCGAAUCAAAGAAUUUUAAAUAUAAAUCUGAAGCCAUUUACACACCAGAAGAAGAUUGCCAUCAUCCUACACUUACAGUUAGAGAAACAUUAGAUUUUGCUCUUAAAUGUAAGACACCAACAAAUAGAUUACCUAAUGAAAAUAAGAGAACUUUUCGUGAGAAGGUUUUUGGCUUAUUAUUGACCAUGUUUGGUAUGGUGCACCAGGCAGAUACAAUUGUUGGUAAUGAGUUUAUUAGAGGUCUAAGUGGAGGUGAAAGAAAACGUCUAACUAUCACUGAAGCAAUGGUUUCGGGUUCUUGUGUAACAUGUUGGGAUUGUUCAACAAGAGGUCUUGAUGCUGCAUCUGCACUUAAUUUGGCAAAAUCUCUUAGAAUUACGACUGAUACACUUCAUAAAACUACAAUAGCUUCUUUUUAUCAAGCAUCCGAUUCAAUUUAUAAAUGUUUUGAUAAAGUGUUGAUUUUAGAAAAAGGUCGUUGUAUAUAUUUUGGUCCAGUUAAUAAAGCUAAACAAUACUUUUUAGACUUAGGUUUUGAUUGUGAACCAAGAAAGUCAACUCCAGAUUUUUUAACUGGUGUUACCAACCCACAAGAACGUAUUGUAAAAAAAGGAUUCGAAGACAUAGUACCAAUUACAUCUGGUGAUUUUGAAGAGGCAUGGAAAAACUCAAAUCUCUAUCAAAUAUCAAUGGACCAAUUAAAAGAUUAUGAAAUUCAAACAGAAAAGAGUCAACCAAUUGCAUUAGUAAAAAGAAACUUUUCGAUGGUUUGGUGUGAUAGAUUUGGAAUCUUUAGUAAAUAUUUCUCGGUAGUUAUUCAAGCGUGCCUUUAUGGAUCUCUUUUUUACGAUAUGAAAAAUGAUAUGGCUGGUGUAUUUACCCGUGGUGGUGCUAUUCUUGGGAGUAUUUUCUUUAAUGCUUUUCUUUCUGUAGGUGAAAUGCAAGCAACAUUCUUCGGCCGUAGAAUUUUGCAAAAACAUUCAUCUUAUAAAAUGUAUCGUCCAUCAGCUCUACAUAUUGCCCAAGUGGUAAAUGACUUACCAUUUAUCUUUGUACAAGUAAUACUAUUCUCGUCAAUUGUUUACUUUAUGUUUGGUCUUACUCCCAAAGCUGGCAAAUUUUUUAUAUUUAUUUUUAUAAAUAUUGGUGGUGCUUUGUGCUGUACUGCAUUAUUCCGUUUAUUUGGUAACCUAUGUCCAUCAAUCUAUGUUGCUCAGAAUAUCCUUAAUGUAUUUAUGAUAUUCCUAUUCACUUUUGCUGGAUACACAAUCCCUAAAGACAAGUUAGAUGAAAUUUCGUGGCUCGGUUGGUUCUUUUGGUGUAAUCCAUUUUCAUAUUCAUUUAAAGCUUUAAUGGAAAAUGAGUUUGUAGGUUUGGAUUUUCAGUGUACUCAAGAGGCCAUUCCAUACGGUGGGUUUUAUCAAAACUAUAGCUCAUAUAGAAUAUGUCCAGUUGCUGGUUCAAACCAAGGUGAAUUAAAGUUUACUGGUAGUUUUUAUUUAACCAAAAACCUAUCAUUUCCGACCAAUCAGUUAGCAUUAAAUACCAUUGUUGUGUAUUUAUUUUGGAUUCUCUUUGUAGUUUUAAAUAUGAUUGCUUUGGAAGUUUUAGAUCACACAUCUGGUGGAUAUACUCAUAAAGUAUAUAAAAAAGGUAAAGCCCCCAAAAUAAAUGAUGUAGAAGAAGAAAGAAAUCAGAUUGAACUUGUUGCUAAAGCUACUGCAAAUAUGAAGAACACACUUGAAAUGCACGGUGGUAUUUUCACAUGGAAGAAUAUUUACUAUACCGUUCCUACUCCAAGUGGAGAAAAGUUACUUUUAGACAAUAUAGAUGGAUGGAUAAAACCUGGUCAAAUGACUGCUUUAAUGGGGGCAAGUGGCGCUGGUAAAACAACACUCUUAGAUGUUUUAGCAAAAAGAAAAACAUUAGGUUUUGCUAUAGGAGAUUGUACACUAAAUGGCAAACCAUUAGAAAUUGAUUUUGAAAGAAUUACAGGUUACGUUGAACAAAUGGAUGUUCAUAAUCCAGGCCUAACAGUUCGAGAAGCAUUAAGAUUUUCAGCAAAACUCCGUCAAGAACCAUAUGUCUCAAUAGAAGAGAAAUUUAAAUACGUUGAGCAUGUCCUUGAGAUGAUGGAAAUGGCACAUUUAGGUGACGCAUUGGUCGGUAAUUUAGAAACCGGUGUUGGUAUUUCCGUAGAAGAAAGAAAACGUUUGACAAUUGGUUUAGAGUUGGUUGCAAAACCAUAUUUACUCUUUCUUGAUGAACCUACAUCUGGUUUAGAUGCCCAAAGCUCCUACAAUAUCAUCAAGUUUAUUCGUAAAUUAGCAGAUGCUGGGAUGCCAUUGGUUUGUACUAUUCACCAACCAUCAAGUGUUUUGUUUGAACAUUUUGACCGUAUUCUACUCUUAGGCAAAGGUGGCAAAACUGUUUACUUUGGAGAUAUUGGUGAACGUUCAAAUGUUCUUUCUUCUUAUUUCGAACAUUAUGGUGUUAGACCAUGCACACAAAAUGAAAAUCCCGCUGAAUAUAUGUUUGAAGCACUUGGUACAGAUGUUAAUUGGCCAGAUGUUUGGGCUCAAUCACCCGAAAAAGCUGCAGUUACAGAGGAACUGAAUCAAUUAAAAGAUACUAUCAACCAAGAAUUUAUUAAACAUGGCGAACCUAGAGAAUUUGCAACACCACUGUGGUAUCAAUUUAAAGAAGUCUACAAAAGAUUAAAUCUCAUUUGGUGGAGAGACCCAUACUACACAUUUGGGAGCAUGGGUCAAGCAAUAAUCUGUGGUCUAGUAAUAGGUUUUACAUUUUACAACCUUAAAGACUCAUCAUCUGACAUGAUCCAACGUGUAUUCUUUAUUUUCGGAACUCUCAUUCUAGGUAUUCUCUUGAUUUUUGCUGUUAUGCCUCAAAUUAUCAUUCAAAAAGCAUACUUUACUCGUGACUUUGCUUCAAAGUACUAUUCAUGGUUACCUUUCACUUUGGGCAUUGUUAUUGUAGAGCUGCCAUAUACAAUUGUUUCUGGUACACUCUUUUAUUUCUGCUGCUUCUGGACCUCUGGUUUAGACUCCAACCCCAGUUCAAACUUUUAUUUCUGGAUCACCUAUAUCCUAUUUAUGAUUUUCUGUGUCACAUUUGGUCAAGCUAUUAGUGCAUUUUGUAUCAAUAAUUUACUCGCUAUGACAGUAUUACCACUGUUAUCUGUCUACCUAUUUUUAUUCUCUGGUGUUAUGGUUCCUCCAUCAAAUAUUCAUGGAUUCGAGAAAUGGAUGUACUAUGUAAACCCAACCAAAUAUCUCCUCGAAGGUAUUUCAACAAAUGUAUUAGAUUCUGUUCAAGUUCAUUGCACAAAUAGAGAUUUAGUUUUAUUCACCUAUCCAACAGCAAACUUUACAUCAUGUAAAGAUUAUACAAGCCAGUUUGAGGCAAUUAUAGAAUCGGGCUAUGUUGACAAUAACGAAAAUGUGGUGAAGAAUUACAAAACUUUAGGUUGGUCCUCAAGUAAUAAAUGGUGGAACUUUUUAAUUUUAUGUGGAUAUGUUUUAUUCAAUAUUAUAAUGACAAUAGGUUUCAUCUAUUUAACAAAAAAAGGAAAAAGAUAA